GCCUAUAACAACACUAUAAUAUUAGCCUAUGUCCUUUGUGGUGACGCAGCGUCAAUUUUAUUUGUGCACUGAGAAGCUAAACGGACGAAGAGGCCUAGGCUACUAUUAAUUGACACAAUUCUAUCAUUGGGCUAUUUGGUUGCAACAAAGUAGCUGUUUCUUGGUUAAUUUUGUAGCCUUAGGGAAAACAUCCUGCAGUUCUUCAGAAUUUCACAGACCGCCGAUGACAGCCUAUUUAAAACGUUUAAGUGCUCAAAGUGCAUGGAUCCCCCUCUCUAUGGGACGAGCAAGUGUUGUCGCUGCAUUGUGUCGGAGAUUCCCAGUGAAAAGUCCAUUGUUGCCACGAAGUUUUUAAUCUGGGCUUUUUAAGAACAUCACAUGGUCAGUUGGAGUGACCGAACGCCGCCAAAACACACUAAUGCACAUUCCAAAAGCUCGCGUCUCUCUUUUUGCGCAUUAGUUUACUACGCUUAGCCGAAUGGAAAUACUAAACCAACGGGACUGAGGAAUCCUCGCGCAGCCGGUCCACUGCGGGCACCUGCAGCUCCAUUUUGGAAACUGCGCGUGGGACCCCAUCCAAGUUUGUUGUUCGUUACCAGGGGAAUUACUUUGCUUUUCCAUGAGACUUCUCUUGAACUAAAAAUGACCUAUUCUUAUAGCCAACGGUCUUUAACGGUGCUCGCGUUGCUUGGAGUUUUAUCUGCUAUAAUGUCGGUUCUAUCCGUCCUGUUGAUUUUUCAACUUCAGUCACAGCAAAAGUCUAUCAGGGAAUCUACGUCGUCUGCCUUUCCUGCUGAAGUUUUACUAGUUCUCAUGCCAGUUGCAACAGUCCUCACUGCCUUGUCUUUAACACUGAAUCUGAGUGCAGCAGUGGUGUGCCUUCUGCAUAGCUAUUUCACCGCCGAGAUUUGCAGAGGGGAAGAAGACACGGAGAGAGCUGACUGGUUUCUGCUGGACAGUCGAGCAGUCCGGCAUGUGGCCAUAGGUUUAUUUUGUCUCGCCGUGUCUGUUUACCUAGCAGCCAUGUCCAUCUACAUGUUGCUGGUGUUUGAGAGUGAGACGGGCAUCGCCGGCGUGUGCGUGCUGUCCUCUGGCAUCCUGGUGCUGCUCAUCAUCGUGACCCACUCCCUAGCGCGCGCCGCCCGCACCGGCCGACAACACCCCCACCCCCACCCCGACGACGAGCUACAACUCCACGCGGCGGCCAUGUACCAGAACAAGCCCGACGACGGCAGCCCCGGCGCCCUCAUCCUGGAGCCCAGUCAUCUGGACGCAGCCAGGGCCCAGCACCGCAGCAGCCAGCCCGGCCUCCAGCGCCAGCUGUCAUACCCUCCCUGCCCCAACGCUAAGCAGAAACAACAACAACAACAACAACAGUAUUCUCCGUCCAGCGGAGCGCCGAGCCAUGCCAGCGACAUUAAGGACAGCUAUGGCGGGGCUCCUCGCAUGCACCGGACCCUGUCGGCAGAAUCCGGGCUGCUCCAGUCCCCGUCCAAACCUUGGAACGGGGUCAACAGCGAGAUGAGGACUGUGCUGGCGCGAAAGUCGGGUGCCAUUGGCAAGGACUCCACUCUGGUGUGAUGUACAGUACAGUACAGUGCAGUACAUGCCACUAAUGCAUGUGGUCAGCAAGACCAGGACACGGCUUCCAUUCAGACGCAGUCGCAGUAGCUCAACUUUCAGAGGAGUAGAUGCGUGCACAUCCCACCCGAUGGGCCAGGUACAGGACAAUAAAAGCAAUAAUCCAGGUAAAAGGGAAUGAAGUCCGCAACACUGCUCGUCUUCUGUGAAAAUUUAAUAUUUAACAUAAUUUAAAAAUUUUGGCCAUAUGCCUGAUGAAGACGUGAAGGUCAAAACGUUGCGCUCUUGCUAUUACAUUUUCACAGAAGACAAGCAGUGUUGCAGACUUUAUUCCUUUUUACCUGUAGUAGUUCAACUUGCCAGCACCACAACAUGUACAGAAUGAUGGCAUCAUUCCAGACAGUCAGAAGGCUCAAUCUAGUGUGAUACAUUUUAAACCACCUGGUUUUACAUUUGCGAGUUUUACAGGUUUACAUGCAUUUGUUUUGCCUCUGCCGGGUUGGAGUUGAGCUAAUUAAACUGGAUGGAUCGGGUAUUGUACAUUUCAGAGAAAGUUUGCCUUCUGCUGCAUAAAUAGAUUUUAAGGUCCAUGCUUUUGCAUUGUGCCAUGUGUUUGGCAUAACAGACCAUUCUGAUGAGUUACUCUUUCAGCUUCACACAACACAAGCAAUUAGUAAUGUGGUGGUCAACCAUCUCAUUUACAUCUCCAACUGACCAUGUUAAAGCUGAAUCAAGACAUCAUACGUAGGUCUAUCCAACCAGACAGUUUUCCGUGGAUUAAGGAUAACCCAUUCAUCGCUGUCUGAACUGCUGACCACAUUGCGAUGGAAAAAAAUUGACGUUUCAUAUUUUUUUGUAUUAUAUUAACUUAUUAGUUUACUUUUGGUUGUGGUCUUCUUCAUAUGGGCACAAAUACAUAACAAUAAAUAGAAUUUUGUUAACUAUCUGUUUGCAAGUGAUGGUCUAUACGAUAACUAUGUUUUAGAAUACAUAAUAGGCCUAUCACUCUUCAUGCAUAGACAAAGAUAUUUGGGCUUCUCAAAGCCUUGCUAACCCAUUAAUCUAAUGUGUCACUAGAGUGUUUUUUUUAAAUAGACCUACACCAAAAGAAAAAAAUGUUGCCACUGUUAACUAAUUAACUAAACAAAGUUGUACCAUUCUGUCAAUCAGCCUCCAUGUAGCCUGAUAUUCCAGCUAGACAGAUUCUGCUUCCCAUAUAUCACUCUUUUUUUAAAACACUCAAAAGUGGGGAAAAACCCAUAAUAAAUUAGAAGAAAUACAUCCGUUUUACUAUUUAUAUGUGGAAAACAGAGGAGGAGGAGAAAAGGUGAGUCUAUUUUACACACAUUAUAAACAUACUCUAGUGUAAAAGUCAAGCUGGAGAUUACCCUACCAAGCCUUUGAUACAGCUCCCAUAUUGUGAUUUUUAGAUUAGACGGUUUAUUCCCAGGUUUGUUUUUAUGUACAGGCCCCACCAUAACAGAGAUGUUGUUAGAUGACGUGUGAAUGUACAACCCAAUAUUCCCGCAUACAUAGGUGGUAAAGGCCACAUACAGUACAUGAUGGAACAUGCUAGCGCACAUGGCCACCGUGUAAUCACAAUGCAUUCUAGUUGGACAUUUCUAACCAGAAUGCAUUCAAGUUCAUAAAGGUUGGAGCAGGCUUCCCUCAAACAGAUUUUUCUUCUUUUCAGGAUACUGAUCAAAAUAUUGUAAAAUUAAAAAGUUUGAAAAAAAAAAGGUUGCACCAUGCUUUAACUUUCUUUUUAUUAAUACACAGACGCGUUUCGACACUGAGGAAGGCAGAACACCGAAACGCAUCUGUGUAAUAACAAAGUUAAUGCAUGCUGCGACCUUUUCUUACUUUUCACUAAACAGAAUGCAUUGUAAUUUUGUAGUCCGCAUGUGUGCACUGCCCUGUACAUAUUUGCACAGCAUGCAGCAUCAUGAAUGUGCCUAACAGCUCUCACUGGUGAGUGUACUAACCA
Engraulis encrasicolus (European anchovy) is the source of this 3568-nucleotide messenger RNA. It is a transcript of the gene tmem221, whose product is annotated as transmembrane protein 221. Bases 643 to 1581 code for a protein of 312 amino acids. The transcript is spliced from 3 exons. The record is from RefSeq and is a predicted model, not a curated record. NCBI's taxonomy places the organism in Eukaryota, Metazoa, Chordata, Actinopteri, Clupeiformes, Engraulidae.